GCCCCCCAUCAGGAGGACAGCCAGGCCACUGAGAGCCCGGACACAGGCCUAUACUACCACCGAUACCUCCAGGAGGUCAUCAAUGUGCUAGAGACAGAUGGGCACUUCCGUGAGAAGCUGCAAGCUGCCAACGCUGAGGACAUCAAGAGUGGAAAGCUGAGCCGAGAGCUAGACUUUGUCAGCCACCAUGUCCGAAAGAAGCUUGACGAGCUCAAGCGACAGGAGGUAUCAAGGCUGCGGAUGCUGCUCAAGGCCAAGAUGGAUGCAAAGCAGGAGCCCAACUUGCAGGUGGACCACCUGAACCUCCUCAAGCAGUUUGAACACCUAGACCCUCAGAACCAGCACACGUUUGAGGCUCGGGACCUAGAGAUGCUGAUCCAGACGGCCACCCGAGACCUCGCCCAGUAUGAUGCCGCACAUCAUCAAGAGUUCAAACGCUAUGAGAUGCUUAAGGAACAUGAGAGAAGACGCUACCUGGAGUCUCUGGGAGAGGAGCAGCGGAAGGAGGCCGAGAGGAAGCUACAAGAGCAACAGCGCAGACACCGGGAACACCCCAAAGUCAAUGUCCCUGGCAGCCAAGCCCAGUUGAAGGAGGUAUGGGAGGAGCUGGAUGGAUUGGACCCCAACAGGUUCAACCCCAAGACCUUCUUCAUACUGCAUGACAUCAACAGCGAUGGUGUGCUAGAUGAGCAAGAACUGGAAGCUCUCUUUACCAAGGAGUUGGAAAAAGUUUACGACCCAAAGAACGAGGAGGAUGACAUGAGAGAGAUGGAGGAGGAGCGGCUGCGAAUGAGGGAGCACGUGAUGAAGCAGACAGUGGAAAUGUAUCCGGCCUACACAGAGGAGGAGCUGAGGCGCUUUGAGGAGGAGCUUGCUGCUAGGGAGGCUGAGCUCAAUGCCAAGGCCCAGCGCCUCAGCCAGGAGACAGAGGCCCUGGGGCGCUCCCAGGACCGCCUGGAGGCUCAGAAGAGAGAGCUGCAGCAGGCUGUUCUGCAGAUGGAGCAGAGGAAGCAGCAACAGCAAGAACAGAAUGUUCCACCUUCCAAACCUGAGGGAAAGCUGCAGUUCCGUGCAGACACAGGUGACGCUCCUGUCCCAGCUCCAGCAGGUGACCAGAAAGAUGUGGCUCCUGAAAAGAAGGCCGCAGAGCAGCCCCCUGAGCUGCCCCAGCUGGAUCCCCAGCCCUUAUGACCUCUCAGUGACCCCAGCCCUCAAAUUCCUGCAGAAAGUGACAGAAGCCAGAUGAAGUAGCCUUGCAGCCUCUGUGGAGGCCUGAGCCUGCAAGGCUUCCUGGGGAGGAGAAAGGGCUACCCUGUUCCUCAGAUGCAUCUCUGCCUGUGUCUGCCACUCUCAGCUCUCACAGCCUCCAGGUCCCAGUCCCUUCCUUCUGUCUCCUGGCUUUUCUUUAUUCUGUCAGUGACUUACUGCAGGAGCUGACGUGAAGAGAGACCCUCUGUACCUGGAGUGCUUGCUCUGGGCCUGCCUUCCUUUCUGGUUUGCUCUUAGCUGUUCCAGGCUCAGCCAGUUUGCAUUCUGUCACAGGAGCUUGGCUUGGUCCCUCUAACUGCCUUCUGUGGGGCCAAUGGGCUCAGUUCCUUUCCAUGGUUGGAGGCUGGGGACUUGGGGUUCUCUCAAGUAACUAUCAGUUCUGCCUGGGCCGCUGGCUUCCAUUGCUGCCUCACCAGCCUUACCCUGACCUCAUGAGCCCAAUACCUACCCCAUGGCUCCAGAAGGUACCUAGGUAUGGCUACACCCCAGCUGAGAUCCAAAUGCCCUCAGCCCACACCUGUGGGGGCUCCUGAAAAUUCGUAACCCACUUCCCUUGUUUCAUGCCACACUGCUGUGUCUUACUGUGCUCCAGUUCCAUUCAAAUAUAGUCUGAUACAAGUAAA
Cricetulus griseus (Chinese hamster) is the source of this 1892-nucleotide messenger RNA. NCBI's taxonomy places the organism in Eukaryota, Metazoa, Chordata, Mammalia, Rodentia, Cricetidae. The record is from RefSeq and is a predicted model, not a curated record.